AUGCCCAGAACUGUACGCAUUAGGACUCGGAAAAUAGCAACCGAUUCACCCCCACUUAUUUGGGACCCAGAUAUUAAUAUUAUUCGAAACCUCGACGAAGACUUGUAUGUGUUCCUCCACCAGCAAAUCUACAAGAAGUGGCCAGCCAGACUCUUUGCAAUGCUUUGUUGCGUUGUAAUACUUUCUGUUGUUGCAUUUCUGUUGGCAUUCGUCUAUGCCUUUUUAAAAGAUUUGCGUUCAGAGAAAGAAAGAAAUGAAGAUGGUACAGAAAUAAACAUGUUGGGAUUUUGGAGUUUGCUUGUUUUCUCCUUGAGUGCUGGGCUGGCCUGUUGCAGUUUUUCCUGGACCUUGACUUACCUUGAUUCGUUUGAACCUGGAAUGUUUCCUCCGACUCCCCUCUCCCCAGCAUGCUUUAGGAAGUUAACUGGCCAUUCCUUUCACAUUGGCUACAGCAUGGCAAUACUAAAUGGAAUCAUGGCGGCACUGACAGUAAUUUGGUGUCUAAUUUGAACAGAAUCUGCACCGACUAGCCUACUUUCUUGAAGCCAGGAAUCUACAGCAGUCACUUGUCUAGACAUACUGUAUAAUGUUGUCUGAGUUUGACCUAUGGAAUUGUGCUAUUAAACUCCAUGACAUAGAAGUGAUAUGGGUAGAAUACAGCUAUUUAAAAAAUACUGUCCCUUUGAUUAGGUUGAUAAAAACAACCCCAUUGUAUUGUAAGCUAUAGUUGUACUAAAACACUGCACUAAUUUGACUGUAGACUUUUUUUUUUUUGUUCUAAUAUUCUUGCAAGGAAAAACAUCAACUUAAAUAGGGCACAAGGGAUCACUAAGUUUCUCAGCAUUGAUUAUCUCCAGUCUGUGCUUUAACUUAUCACUUAAAAUAAUCUAUCCAUAACUAUAAACACCCAAUUCUGAGUUCAGCAGUAAUGCUAACAACUAAAAUUCAAUGGAAAAAGUUUAUUUUAUUAUUUCUAAAAAAUAUGAACCUGUACUUUAGCAUUUUCAUUGUAUGUGGGAUAAGAUAAGAUAUUACAGUUCAUGAACUACUUUACUGUAUCUUGAAAAUUAAUUGUUGAAAUGUACACUUGCAGGCACAUUACGCUUAGUAAUUGAAGCACACUAAUAUAUGCAUACAUUUGCACUGUGUUUUAAAUUGUUUUUUUCUUUUAAAGCGCUACAUGUUUACCUGUUCUCUCUCCUACUACAGAAUCUGCUGAUUUCGUAGACCACAAUAAGCACAAUUGUUGAGGUAUAAUUAGGGCUUCUGUUUUUCAGGUUUUAUUAAUUGUAUUUUUCGAUGCUUAUUU
This is a messenger RNA of Polyodon spathula (Mississippi paddlefish), 1309 nucleotides long. RefSeq names its product ADP-ribosylation factor-like protein 6-interacting protein 6. Bases 1 to 510 code for a protein of 169 amino acids. Lineage: Eukaryota; Metazoa; Chordata; Actinopteri; Acipenseriformes; Polyodontidae. The transcript has 5 exons. The record is from RefSeq and is a predicted model, not a curated record.